UCGCCACCUUCUUUGUCUUCGGCCCAACAUUUCGACACCAGGGGUUGUUUAUAUUUCUUUUUGGUUUUGAGGAUAUAUUUACACAUAUAUCCUAAAAUUCCUAACCUUUAAUGACAGUCGACUCUGAUCUAUUUAUGCCUAAAAGUAAAACGCCAAAAAUGGAUGACCUGGACUACAUCCCAGUAGACCUGAGCCCAGAGGAGCGCUCUGAGCUGGAGGACAUCCGUCGGAGGAAGGGCGUCCUGCUGCAGGAGAUCCAGAGGCUCAGGGAGGAGUUAAGAGAGGCAAUUUUAGAAGUAGAAGGACUGGAGACCAGCACAGAGGGCAGCAAAACUCUUCAGAAAAGUAGGCAUGUGGCAAUGGGAAGGAAAAAAUUCAAUAUGGAUCCAAAAAAGGGCAUUGUGUUCCUGGUGGAAAACGAGUUGCUCAGACACACACCGGAGGACAUUGCUCAGUUCUUGUACAAAGGAGAAGGCCUCAACAAGACUGCUAUAGGAGAUUACCUUGGAGAGAGGGAUGACUUCAACAUCAGAGUCCUUCAAGCUUUUGUUGACCUCCAUGAAUUCACUGAUCUCAACCUUGUCCAGGCUCUGAGGCAAUUCCUGUGGAGUUUCCGUUUGCCUGGUGAAGCACAGAAGAUUGACAGAAUGAUGGAGGCCUUUGCACAGAGAUACUGCCACUGCAACUCUGGUGUCUUCCAGAGCACAGACACGUGUUACGUGCUGUCAUUUGCCAUAAUCAUGCUGAACACGAGCCUCCAUAACCCCAACGUGAGGGACAAACCUGGAGUUGAUCGUUUCAUCUCCAUGAACAGAGGCAUCAACGAGGGGGGAGACCUGCCUGAAGAACUACUCAGAAAUCUGUAUGAAAGCAUUAAAAAUGAGCCCUUCAAGAUCCCAGAGGAUGAUGGCAAUGACCUGACGCACACCUUCUUCAACCCUGACAGAGAGGGCUGGCUUCUAAAACUUGGAGGAAGGGUGAAAACUUGGAAACGCAGAUGGUUCAUACUCACAGAUAACUGCCUUUACUACUUUGAAUACACAACAGAUAAGGAGCCACGAGGCAUCAUUCCCUUGGAAAACCUUAGCAUCCGUGAAGUAGAGGACCCCAGAAAGCCAAACUGCUUUGAGCUGUACAUACCCAACAAUCGAGGCCAGCUGAUCAAAGCAUGUAAAACAGAGGCUGACGGUAGAGUGGUGGAAGGAAACCACAUGGUGUACCGCAUCUCUGCACCCACACCGGAGGAGAAGGAUGAAUGGAUCCACAGCAUCAAAUCAGCUGUCAGCGUGGAUCCCUUCUACGAAAUGCUCGCUGCCAGGAAGAAACGUAUAUCACUGAAGAAGAAAGAGGAACAGCCGUAGAUUGCUUCCUUUAUUUUCUCUUCCUUCAUCCUUGCUCCUUAUUACCUGUUUAUGACUUCUGCUUACCUUCGUUCCUCUUCCUCAAAUGCCUUCUCUUCCUGUUCCAAGGACUUCUUGCUAUCCUGUCUGCAAGACUUUGUAAAGCCACAUCCAGAGCAAAGAGCUCACUUACUGUGGCAGAGGCCUAAACUGCUGCUGAUACACACAACCUGAAACACUACACCCAGAGCACAAAACCUGUUCCGUAUUCUUGCCUUCACUCUCAUUUAAGUAGACUGUGAAGUGUGUUAGGCCAUAUUUACACAAGUGCAGAUGAUCUUUACACACUUUUGUUGCUGUGUUGGCAUUUCAUCCACACUUACUUGCUUAAAGAUUUUACAAACAUCAUUUAGAUGACUGUGUCCAUAUCCAUUUAAAUUUAUAAAAAAAGGAAAGUUCUUGAGGUUAAAUGAUUAAGGCUUUGUUUAAGCAUUUCAUGCAUGUCCAAAAACAAACAUUUAAUAUUUUAUUGGCUGUUCAGCUGAUAAAAGACUUUCUGAAAAAUAAGUGUGGAUUAAAGAAUUCAUGAAACAGCUUUCUGAGAUUUAUCUGCAUUAGUGUGGAUAUGGUCUCAUUCAGGGUAGCAAGCAGCUUCCACUUAGUAAAGUCCUACUUUAUAUAUAUAUAUAUAUAUAUAUGUUGAUGCCGCCUUUUUGAGAAAUGGCCUUUCUUGAUUGUGCAUACCCAAGACAAAAUGUGAAUUCAAACACUAAUAAUUUUGUAUUUAGCUCUUCUGAAAAAACAGACAGGUUUGAUUUCAGACUGCUAUACUCACUGCAUCUUAUACUACUGUUAAUGGCUUUAAAUUCACAUCCACUCUGAAGUACUUAGACAUAAUGAGGAAUAUGUCAUUAAUGUAUAUUUACGCAAGCUUUGAAAGUGAAGUCUUGACGUAAAGAGUCUCUGUGCAGAUAGACGUGUGUUUGAGCUCACCGAGUUACUACAUAUAUACUUAAGCAUGUUUCUUAACAUGUCUGAGCAAUAGCAAAGUAGAAGAAAGUCUGGAGGCUUGUUAACAAAUCCUUUAAAUAUACUGAGCAGUUAUCAUCAUGUCCUCCCAGAUGUAACAUUACAGCAUGCCACAAGUCAUGUCCUUUGUCAACACUACGAGACAAAUGUCUGCAUCACCAGUAAUAACUUUAAUCAAGUUUCAUGAAAUCACAAAGGCAGCUCAUUACAAUGUACACUUUUGUGAAUAGAUGUUAGCAUAUUUGUUGAUGAAACACAUAGAAAUGAUUUAAUUUAUUCUUUUGUUAAGAUCAGAUUUUUUUUUUUGUACGAGCUACUGUAUUACUGCAUGUUUGAGAAAUGGAGAUGAUGCAUCGCUGACCAUGCUAGUGCACUGAUUUGAGAAGUGUUAGUGUUCCCUGUUGACUUGGAAAGAUCGCAUUUAAUAAUGAAGUUGAUUAUUGAAUUGAGUGAAUGAUCCUGGUAGUUACUUUUUGAACAUAAUGUGUGCUUAAUAGACUGAUUUAAUUUAAUUUUUUUUUCAUAUAUAUAUA
This is a messenger RNA of Melanotaenia boesemani (Boeseman's rainbowfish), 2902 nucleotides long. RefSeq names its product cytohesin 2 (gene cyth2). The record is from RefSeq and is a predicted model, not a curated record. Bases 111 to 1361 code for a protein of 416 amino acids. Lineage: Eukaryota; Metazoa; Chordata; Actinopteri; Atheriniformes; Melanotaeniidae. Gene Ontology annotation, biological process: regulation of ARF protein signal transduction. Gene Ontology annotation, molecular function: guanyl-nucleotide exchange factor activity. The transcript has 12 exons.